AUGAAUAGUGAUCGUCAAUGCAUAUCUAGCGGAGCAUUGGCUGCAUCAUAUCCAGCUUACAAUCUGUCCAUUCCCAUUGAUCACUUCAAGAACUCAAGCCGGUACGAACCGCAUAGCGAUGGCACCUUCAACAAUCGUUACUGGUUCGAUGCCAGCCACUAUAAGCCUGGCGGUCCAGUGAUCCUUUUCAUGGCAGGCGAAGCAUCUGGAGACUAUCGCUUUCCACUCCUCGAUAAGGGCAUCAUUUAUCAGCUUGCUUCGGCCCACAAUGGUAUUGGGGUAAUCUUGGAACAUCGAUAUUACGGGACAAGUUUCCCUUUCAAGAACAUUGCAACAGCGGACGCAAGGUUCCUGACAACGGAACAGUCACUCGCUGACGCAGCCUAUUUUGCUCGAAAUGUUAAAUUUCCUGGGCUCGAGAGUCAGAACCUCACGUCUUCGAACGCUCCUUGGAUCGUUUAUGGAGUAUCCUACUCCGGAGGACAGUCGGCCUUUCUCAGAAAGCUGUAUCCAGAUGUUUUCUGGGGUGGCAUCUCGUCAUCAGGCGUGACUGAAGCCAUCAUCGACUUUUGGCAGUACUUGGAACCUGUUCGAAAAUACGGACCAGCUGACUGUAUUUGGACUCAGCAGUUCAUCACCGACGUUGUCGACAAAGUUUUCAUCGACAGCAAGAACGCGACUCUGAAGGGUCAAUUCAAAACAUUCUUCAAUUAUGCGACCACUGCAAUAGACCAGAAUUUCGUCAGCAAUCUCUACAGUGGUGUAUAUUCUUGGCAGAGUCGAAACUGGGACUCCACGAUCGGCUCUGGAACCUUUAGCAACUGGUGCAAGAUCAUCACAAGUUCCAAACUGCAGUACUCCUCAUCCGCUGCGACAAAUGCCUCGGCUGCUGCGAUCCUCAAGGCCACGGGCUACGGUGGCAACAGUACGCUCACGCUGCGCUUGCUCAACUAUGCUGGAUACCUCGAACGUUCCGCUCGCCGAGAUACAAUCUCUCUGGACAAUUUGAUGCCCGCCUCCUCCCUUAUCCCCAGGUCAGCUUCCUCGGCCAAAGCUGCCGUUCCUGCGGCACAGUUUGACUCGUGGGGUUAUCAGACUUGUACGGAAUGGGGUUACUGGGUCACCGGCUCCGGAUUCGACUCUUCACUCGGCAAACCGUUGCUAUCACGCAUCUUAGAUCUCAAGUUCGAGAACUCGUACUGUGCAUCUGAGUUUGGCAUAACCGCCUCGCCCAACGUCACACAAGUGAACAAAUACGGCGGCUUCAACAUCUCAUACCCUCGGCUCGCCAUUGUCAACGGUCUUGCGGACGUGUGGCGCGAAGCCACCCCUGCGGCUGCAGAGCGCUCUCGCCCGUCGACGGUGUCAGAACCUUGGAUUGUGAUUGACAAUCCACCGGAAGACGUCUGGGAUGGUCUUCGAGGCGCUGGCCAUCAUUGGGAAGCUAAUGGGGUCACUGCGAGCCAGACUCCUAAGCCCCCCAAAGCCAUUGCGGCAGCGCAGGCUGAUAUUGUUAGCUUCGUGGGGACGUGGGUCCAGCAAUGGAAAGAUACUCGAGGGCGUGCAACAGGCAGGGAGAAAUAA
Molecule: messenger RNA, 1584 nt
Organism: Paraphaeosphaeria sporulosa
Lineage: Eukaryota; Fungi; Ascomycota; Dothideomycetes; Pleosporales; Didymosphaeriaceae
Product: serine carboxypeptidase
Exons: 2
Coding region: 1-1584 (527 amino acids)
Biological process (GO): proteolysis
Molecular function (GO): serine-type exopeptidase activity; dipeptidyl-peptidase activity
Source: RefSeq, a predicted model, not a curated record